CACUUUGUAUCUUCUAAACAAAGGGUGGAUGCAAAUGGUUUCCUUAUCCAUACAACAAAGCAGAGAAAAUACCAACAAAAACAUUGAGGAGAAUGCAAGGGCACAAUUGCGGCGUGAGGAGCUGAUUGAGGAGAUUGAGCAGAAGGUAGGAGGGCUCCGAGAACUUGAGGAAGCCGGCCGGAAGUAGAAACUUAUUCAAUCAAAUGCAUAUAUAUGCACUUUACUCAAACAUCACUGUAUCUAGUUCUUCAGCCUGGCUUCCAUAUGGUAGGGAAAAACGAAGCUAAGAAAAUAUUUUACAGCAAAUUAUGUUACAUGUUUUUAUUCUUUUUUUCCUAAUAUUUUACAUGCUUUAAAUGAACAUUUUUUCAAAUA
This is a messenger RNA of Rubroshorea leprosula, 375 nucleotides long. NCBI's taxonomy places the organism in Eukaryota, Viridiplantae, Streptophyta, Magnoliopsida, Malvales, Dipterocarpaceae. The record is from the annotation of a GenBank genome assembly.